AUGGAAAAGCGCAAAAGAGGAGUCGUGACGAUCCUAGGUCGUUGUUACGGGAAUGUCAAACGUCUUCUGACUCUCUUGAGGACUAAAUUCGAGUGCACCUGCGAAAUUUACGAUGCGGAAGGAGCUGUAAGUGCGGGGACUACAGGGAGAACGGAUGGGGCAGGGAAAGAUGGAGAGUUAUGAAUGAUUAUAGUCAAAAUGCAGCGGCAGUGCUGGGUUACCACGAUCUAAAUGAGUAUGUAUGACCUGUUAAUUCAGGUUGACUAGGAAUUUUUAUGGGAUGAAGAAGUGCUAGCGUUCCUACUCUAAGUCGAGCGUGCA
This is a messenger RNA of Amoebophrya sp. A25, 321 nucleotides long. The record is from the annotation of a GenBank genome assembly. Lineage: Eukaryota; Dinophyceae; Syndiniales; Amoebophryaceae.